Messenger RNA from Zychaea mexicana, 1074 nucleotides. RefSeq names its product WD40-repeat-containing domain protein. The record is from RefSeq and is a predicted model, not a curated record. The coding region runs from base 1 to 1074 and encodes 357 amino acids. NCBI's taxonomy places the organism in Eukaryota, Fungi, Mucoromycota, Mucoromycetes, Mucorales, Lichtheimiaceae. The transcript is spliced from 7 exons. Gene Ontology annotation, molecular function: protein binding.
AUGAACGCGCGGGCUUUUCUUCUUUCCAAACAUUUUGCUACAACACACUUUCAGCAAGGAAUAGACUGGGAAAGUCGGCCUGUGACCCGGAAAAUGUGGCGCGAAAAGAGGUUAGCAAGCUAUUUAUUAUUUGCCGGAUUGGGAUUGUGGUUGGAAAAAAAAAACGAAAAGCCGGAUAUAAAGAAAAUAUCCAGUGAUCAACAGUAUUAUUCGUUCAAAUACGCCAAAUUAAACGAACGCUGUAAUAUUGGCCAUUUUCAACUGCGCAAUUUACUUUGGGCAACAAGUAAAAAUAACGUAUAUUACAUGUAUGAAGAUAGUGUUCGGCAAUGGUCUCCUCAACUCUGUAGUAGUCGCGAAAUAUUAAAUGUACGGACAGCCAACGCUCCACAGAGUCGCAUUUUCACUAUUAGCAGCAUGGCGUGCGCUGAAAACAUAUUGUUUACUGGUGGAUCUAAGGGUGAAUUUGCAUGUCGAAGGCUGGAUGAUAUGACCGCCCCGGUCCACUAUGGUAUCACUACCGAGCAUAUUAAUGGGAUUUCAAACCACAUCCAUAUCACUGAGAGUCUAAUUGGAGGAAUUAAAGCGAUUGUAUCAAGCAAUGAUAUGAAGACACGCUUUAUAAACAUGGAUACGCUGGCAAUAGAAAACACAAUUUCGUUUCCGUUCCCGGUUAACUGUUCGUCUCUAUGUCCCGACAAACGUAUCAUGUGCGUCGUCGGAGACGCUACCGAAACAAUGAUUGUUGACUCUACUACUGGAGCAGGCAUCCACUCAGUUGAUGAACACAGCGACUUUUCAUUUGCUUGUUGUUGGAGUCCAAAUGGUAUAAUGUUUGCCACCGGGAACCAGGACAAGACAACGAGAAUAUACGACAUUCGAUAUCCAUCGCAUGCACUACAUGUACUUGGAGGAAAAGCUGGUGCUAUUCGCUCUCUACAGUUCUCUAAUGACGGCAGAUUCCUUGUUGCAGCAGAGCCUAUUGAUUUUGUCCACAUUUACGACACAAAGCUAUUUGAAAAUAGUCAAGUUAUUGACAUGUUUGGUGAAAUUACGGGUGUCGGUAAGUGGUAG